Molecule: messenger RNA, 1576 nt
Organism: Rhagoletis pomonella (apple maggot)
Lineage: Eukaryota; Metazoa; Arthropoda; Insecta; Diptera; Tephritidae
Biological process (GO): DNA replication, removal of RNA primer
Molecular function (GO): RNA-DNA hybrid ribonuclease activity; nucleic acid binding
Source: RefSeq, a predicted model, not a curated record
UAACAAAGCAUCCACCACGUCGGAAAUUAUAAGAGCGCAACAUGCCAGCUUGCUAAACAACUACUUGACUGACGAUUUCCAGGUGAUGUACACUGACGUGUCCUUGUCUGACGAAAGGACAGGAUGUAGUGUGUAUGACCUUGCUGACAAAUCUGAACAUGCCUUUCAUUUUCCCCUCAAGACUUCUUCCACUUUCGGUGAACUCCUCGCGAUUGAGGAGGCUAUCGAAAUUGCAAGAAGGAAAAGUGUCAGAAAACUGGUAAUUUUCACGGACAGUUUGAGCUCUUGCCAAAUUCUUAGCAAACCCAAACCGACGAAUAGCAUUGCUUGCAGAAUUUUUAGAAAACUUUCCGAACUUAACAUCAUAACAGACAUUGUGUGGACGCCCAGCCACAAAGGCAUACCAGGGAACGAAAAAGCGGACGAAGUUGCGAAAAGUGCAACGAGAAAUAGCCCCAGUAGAAAUUGCAAACUCACCAUGGACGAAGCCUAUAGGCAGUUAAAAGACGACCUUUUCGCAAAAUGGUAUGAAAAUUUCAAAGCCUACUCGGAUGAACACCCAAACCUCUUUGCUUCCACUUUCCCAACGACGAAAAAGACAACGUGGUUCAGGAAACUGCUGUUGCCCCCUGCUGAGGUCAAAAGAUUAAACCGUGUACUAUCUGGUCAUACGUAUGACAGGGCGUAUCUUUGCAAAAUCCGCGCAAUAAGAACGAAUCAAUGUUGUUGUGGACAGACUGACGGUUACGUGCACCAGACCUUCCACUGUAGAAGGCUCAUGAACUUGCGAUCCAACUUUGAGAUUUUUCAAAACCACGGAACUUUUUCAGAAAUUUUUAGAGGAAGCAACACUGCCAAGAUUACGCAACUUUCCAAUUUUUUUCAAAAAGCCAAUGUAAACUUUUAAAGUAAAAAAUUCAUGUCAAUUCAAACCCCUUUUCCUUUACUAUGUAUAUACGUAAAUAACUUUCAAGUUACAGCAAUCCGUACCCACUACGCUCAAACCCUCACAAUUCGCGCGUGCCGAAUAUACGCAAACGUACUGUAAAUCAAACGAUUGCCGCAUGAAGUUCACUCAUGCAUGGAAACUGCUAAGCUGAUGCAGCCUACUAUUCACUAUCAUCAAUUCGUACCUCUUGGAUUUGCCACUUCAUAAAAUCCUUUCGUUUUAAAUUGGGACUGACAGCAACACAGGCGCUAAUUUUGGAUUUAACGCAACUUUCCAAAUCCUUCGUUUCUGAUGAACAAAGCGUUUCAAGCAACACACCGUUUCUACACAUGACUCAAUAAUGCAAGUCUUCAAGGGUUAAUAUGCCAAUUUGACAACAAUACAAAAUAAAUAAUUGAAAAGGACUCAAGCAAAGCAGAAACUGUUACAUAUGGUUCUGGCCCUCAGUGGUAUUAUCACUCAUGCAUCAGUGGAGCAACCUUGGACACAGCAGUCGGAUGUUUAUAUACAAAGAGGCAUAUUUGAAGGCAGAGGAAUAACCUGGCGGUGGUUUACACUGUAAACCGGCCAACCUACCCAAAUCCCAAAAAAAAAAAUAAAUAUAUAUCUGGAGGUGUUUAUUGCAGA